GCCCCAGUCGCGUUUGUCCGCGAGCGAGUCGCGUGUGGCACGAGGUAGGUAUACGAACGGCGCGCGCGAUGCCGCAGUCGAGCGAGAGCGAGGAGCGAGCGCCCAGCUUCGACGAGCUGACGGCACUGUACAAGCGGUUCUUGAGGCUGUUCGCGCUGCUGCCGCUCGAGGGCCGGGACUUCUCGGGGGCGGUGAGCCGACUGAUCCUCGUCUACUGCCUCGCCUGGAGCAGCGUGUACUGGAGCAUGAUGGUGUUCUACGUGGCGAGUCUGAGCGGAGCGCCGACGGUGGACGCGAUAUGCGAGACGGUGGUGGUGGUCGGCGUGAGCCUGCGCUACUACCUGCUGCUGCUGCGCCGCUCGGAGCUGGUCGCGCUGAUGGACGAGAGCCGGGCGAUCUGGGAGGCGUGCGGCGGCGGCGGCGGCGAGGGUCGUCGGGCGGUGCACCGCUUCGAGCGCAAGGUCCGCCGGCUGUUCAAGUUGCUGCUGGGCAGCUGCUGCUUCACCAUCCUCAUGUUCUCGGCGAGCGCCGCCAGCGCGACGCGCCACAGCGCCGCCGCGGCCAACGGCACCGAGCACGCGCGCUUCCUGCCCUUCAAGUGGUACUCGGAGCGCGGUCCGGACCUCUGGCCGGGCUACGGGCUGAACUUCGCGCUGCAGCUGCUGGUCACCCAGAGCGCGGGCAUGGCCGCGGCCACCGUCGACUCGACCGGGGCCUUCCUCCUGAUGCUCGGCGCCGGCUACUUUCGCGCGCUGCGCCGCCGGCUGCUGCGCGCCGCCGACCGGCCCGCGAGCGCCGACUCGGAGCUGCUCGCCUGCGUGCGCCUGCACCAGCGGGUCCUCGGGCUCUGCUCGAGGACGGACAAGCUGACGGGAGGCCUGUUCUUCGUGCAGCUGCUCUGCACCGGCUACAACCUGUCCCUCAUCGGCAUCAAACUCGCCGGCACCGACCCGGACAGGUUCAAGUUCGUGCCGCUCCUGCUGGCCAGCCUGAGCGCGCUGUUCAUCUGUCAGUGGGCCGCGGACCACCUCAUCCAAGAGAGCACGGCCAUCUCGACGGCCGCCUACUCGGUGUCGCUGCCCUGGAUGGGGCGUCGAAUGGGCAAACUGCUGGUCCUCGUGAUCGCCAGGUCACAGCGGCCCGUGCAGAUGACCGCCGCCGGUGUCGUCCACUUGUCCAUCGAGAACUUCGGCUCGGUGAGGCCGCGCGUCCACGACCCUGCCACGCUCUACACGCUCUGCUUUCCACGUAGAUGCUCACCAGCGCAGUCUCCUUUUUCACCGUGCUGAGGAGCUUCAAUCUCUGAACAAUGGGCCUGAUUCCGAUCGCACCAUCGUCGAUAGAAUAACGACGUAUAGUAACGGCAUAGUUGCGAUGUAUCUAUAAAUGUUAUCGAACUCGGCUGUUUGUCUAGCACAUUUCAACAAUGCCACAGCCGGGCCCACGUGCAAGUGGUAAAUAUUUGUUUCAAUGUUCCCUUGGCUAGUGUACCUCUCGUUCUACUUUGCUGUACCAAUCAUUACCUAAACUGGUUUUAUCGUGUACUCAGAAAUUUCU
Messenger RNA from Phymastichus coffea, 1557 nucleotides. Its product is annotated as odorant receptor Or2-like. The transcript is spliced from 6 exons. Gene Ontology annotation, cellular component: plasma membrane. Bases 69 to 1289 code for a protein of 406 amino acids. Gene Ontology annotation, molecular function: olfactory receptor activity; odorant binding. Gene Ontology annotation, biological process: sensory perception of smell; detection of chemical stimulus involved in sensory perception of smell. The record is from RefSeq and is a predicted model, not a curated record. Lineage: Eukaryota; Metazoa; Arthropoda; Insecta; Hymenoptera; Eulophidae.